AUGACGAUCAAGUACCUCAUUCUGCUGUCCCGGCAGGGCAAAGUGCGCCUAGCCAAGUGGUUCACCACCCUCGCCCCCAAAGACAAGGCCAAGAUUGUCAAAGACGUCUCGCAACUCGUCCUCGCCCGCCGCACCCGCAUGUGCAACUUCCUAGAGUACAAAGACACCAAGAUCGUAUAUCGCAGAUAUGCGUCGCUCUUCUUCAUCGCCGGCUGCGACUCGACCGACAAUGAGCUGAUCACGCUCGAAAUCGUCCACCGCUACGUCGAGCAGAUGGACAAGUACUACGGCAACGUUUGCGAGCUCGACAUCAUCUUCAACUUCCAAAAGGCCUACUUCAUCCUGGACGAGCUACUGCUUGCCGGUGAGAUGCAAGAGAGCAGCAAAAAGAACGUGCUCCGGUGUAUAGGACAACAGGACAGCCUCGAAGAUAUGGAGUACCUCGAUUUGUGCGCCCUCCACGAGGUCAACCUCGCCCUCAACUUCGACACGCAAGACACGGCAAUCAUCGGCGGAUGCGAUCUCUGGACGAUUAAAGCAGCGGGAAGCGACAAGAAGUUGUACAAGCGCAUCGAGAGGACGCUCGAGGAGCGGCACAAGGACCUGCUAUCAGCGGUUGCGGGGCUGUCCGAGCAGUCUGCAGCUCAGUUCGCAGACCAACUCGACAUCUCCCGAGACACGCCGUUCGGAUCCUUCAGCGAAGCAGCAAACCGUCACACCUUCGCAUACCUCAUCGCGACGCUCAAUGCCACACACAUCGAUUACGACUUCGCGAACACGCUGAACCCUGAUGAGUUCCGUCGCGAGACCAUCCACAGCUUCAUGCACAAGAUCGACACUACAAUGUACUAUCUUCGCCCGCAAGUGUACUCCGCCGGACUACCAGCAGGCGCAGUCACACCGCUUGGGUCGCCGAUAUGGAGUCCGCGAAGUUGGCACCUGCUCGAUACGGAGAUGGACAUGUCGAGCUGUGAAUACUAUGCAUGGGAGCCGUCAGAUGACCCCUUCGCUGAUGACGGUGCGAUUUGGAGUCACCACUUCUUCCUGUACAACAAGGAGCGCAAGCGAGUUGCAUACUUCUAUCUCCGCGGAAUAUCGGCUCUGUCGAAUUCACCCAGCGUGGCCAUGUCACUAAUGUCCAAGUUCAAAGCAUCGAAGUACGAGUCCAGUGCGAAUGCGGGCAGUAGGAAGCGCGCGGAAUACUGGCUCGGCGAUCGUGCUAGGAAGGGGCUUGAGGCAUAUGGAGACAGUGAUGAGCUCGACAACAUGGUCAUUGACCACCCCGGCGAUGUCGUCGAUGCAGAACAACAGCGGUACCUGCCAGCCAGAGACAUGAGCAUGGACGCCGAGUACUACGAGAGCGAUGACGACAGCGACGUUGAGUCACUGGUAGACCGAGAGAGGGCCGUGAGUAAGAUACGGACGAUGAGCGAGGGCAUCAUUGAGAGGAUGGAGCUUUGA
This is a messenger RNA of Alternaria ethzedia, 1461 nucleotides long. RefSeq lists its product as uncharacterized. Bases 1 to 1461 code for a protein of 486 amino acids. NCBI's taxonomy places the organism in Eukaryota, Fungi, Ascomycota, Dothideomycetes, Pleosporales, Pleosporaceae. Gene Ontology annotation, cellular component: nucleus; AP-1 adaptor complex. The transcript has 5 exons. Gene Ontology annotation, molecular function: clathrin-cargo adaptor activity; RNA polymerase III core binding. The record is from RefSeq and is a predicted model, not a curated record. Gene Ontology annotation, biological process: negative regulation of transcription by RNA polymerase III; vesicle-mediated transport.